AAUGUAUUCGAAUGCAGAAGAGUAAAGUGCGGAUUGAAUCAAUUGAAUGUUCAUCAACAAUUCAAUUUUUAUUUUGAAUUUAGUUUUCAUGAAAUGGAAAUUGAAGUGAAUAAUGUUCCCAGCGAAGAUCCCGGCAGCUACUGUCGCUUGUGUUUUUCUAUAAGAAAUCUGGUGUCACUUCUGCCCAAUGGUGCUGACUCAGAUCGAUUGCUUCUGAACUUGAUACCUCAAUGCACAGGUAUAUUUAUUGACCCCAAUGACAAUCCGGCUGUUUCAAUAUGCUGGAGAUGUGCGGUAGCCUUGGAAGACUUUCAACAGUUCAGACAACGUAGCUUACGGUAUGAUACUAUAAUUCGGGAAAGCUAUGCAAUGAAAUUUGAAACUAAACCAUGCGAGAAAUACGAAACGGCUUCUGUAGAUGCAGUUGAUGAACACGAAACUCAAGAAGAAGAAUACGGUUUAGUUGAGUCACAAAUCUCAAAUGGUAAUCCAGAUUUACUCGAGGGUGAGUCAUCUACAGCUGAAUCUGAAACUAUAUGCCAAAAUGAUGAUACCGAUGUAACGAUAAAGGCAGUGUCAUGUCAUUUGUGCAAAAAAAGAUGCAGAACCGAAGACUUGCUGAGAAUUCACGUCAAACACCAACACUCCGAUGCUGGGCGGCCAUUUCAAUGCACAAUUUGUCCUGCGUCAUUCAAACGAAAAAAUCAUUUGGAAGGUCACAUAGCGUCGCAUAAUGGGGAUAUGAGAUAUUCCUGUGAUCAAUGUGGUGCAAAUUAUGCUAAAACUAAAUCAUUAAGAAUCCACCGUCAGCAAAUGCAUGGACUAUCACCGACCCCUCCAGUUAGAAAGACUAGUGAUAUCACGCUUGUUUACGGACCUUUUCAAUGUCCGUAUUGUCCGAAAUCUUUUAAACAUCGUCCUUCGCUGAACUUUCAUAUCAAAUCACACUACGAAAUGUUGUCGUUUAAAUGUGAAUUCUGUAAUGCUCGAUUUGACAAUGAAAUAGGGAAACUUAUCCACAAAGGAAAAUAUCAUCCCUCCGAAGUUUCGAAAAAGCCUCCCUCUCCCAAGAAAAUGUUCGAAUGUGCCUUCUGCACACGUACGUUUGAGCAACAAAACUAUUUAACACAGCAUACUAAAUAUAUGCACCAUCGAAAGUUCGAUCAGGCUGAUCCAAUAGGAGAUAAUGAACAAAACAUCGAGGAUGAAGAGGAGGAACCAAUUACGGUUAAGUUCGAAGUCGACGAAGAUAUUUCUUCACAACCUAGAUGGGAUUGAGAUGUCGGAUUUGCUGCUGGGUAAUUUUAGAAAUUAUUUGCAUGAAUGUAAUUUGAUACGGAAGUAAAGAAGAUUUUAUUUGUUGACUUAAUUAAAUUUCAGUCAUUUGCUAUUUAAAACUAAAUAUUUAUUUCAUAUCAAUUUCGGACUAAAUAACAUAAUAUUUCAAAAACUUGUGUUGAUAAAAGAGAUUACGAUUUUUAACAGCAGCAAAAUGGCGGUUUUUUCGUGAAAAAUCGUAGUUUCACUUUGAAUAACCACCAAAAAUAAAAAAAAAUUAAAAAAAAUCAAACAGAAACCUUGGGUUCUAGAAAAACUUCUACUCUAACUAUGUUGCGUUCAUUUGUACACUCCCCUCCAAUCCCCUCAAUCAAUCAACUAAUUAGUGCCAUUAUCGGUAUUCGGAAGUCUAAUGUCGUCUUCGCUUGAUGCCAAACCUAACCCAGUUUCCACCUUAACUGCUGUCAAACCGUUUGUUUGAAGCUAGUUUCGAACCUUGUUCCAACGUUGUUGAACUGAAAAUAGAGUCAGUUUCGAACCUGGUAUUUAUAUCAGGUUUGUUCAAACCCCCGUUGCUAAGUGCGAACCCAACACAGUUUCGUGAAAAGUGUUUGUUUGAUGAAACUAUCCUGGGUCAGUUUCAGUUUUCUCAAGCGAAAACGACAUAAAGAAGCGUGGCAGUUCUGAUUCGUAUUCGCGUCAUCCAGCUAUGUCUCUAAAAUCAACCACCCGCCUUUUUCUUUUCGCUGUUGCACUACUAUCAGAAAGUUUUUAUCUAUAGGUAAAGUAUAUCGCACAGGUGAAUUUUAUGGUUCGAUGUUUAUGCACUUUUAUGUGUAGUUGCUUUUUUUUACUAAUGUUGCAGUUGGUUGCCACUGUUGGCUUUACUUUGUAGCCAUGAGCGUUUUUGUUAACAUUCCGGUUUUCAAAAAUGUACAUUUUUCAGAGUGUGGUUAGAUUUAUAUUGGAAAAGCUAAAUGAAUGUCUAAGAAAAGAUUUUGCGUUACAACAAAGGUUGAACGUUACGACUUGAAACGCUAAUAACGUUGUAAGCUUUCAAGUAUGUGAAAGAGCCAAAAAGUUUUAUUGUCAUCAGAUUUGCAUUGCAAGGAAUGUUUGUAAGUUGAAAAUGUCAUAUAUUAGAACGAUUGCGGACUAAGUCAUAACAUUGUCUAAUUAUUAUUUGAACACCUAAGAUGACGUUUGACGUUAACUUGAUAAUUGCAGCUAACAAAGCCGUAAAAGCUUUCAGUCAAGCUUUCAUUAGGAGGUAUAAGGGUAUACUUUUACUCUGGAGGAGAUUGAACCAAAACAAAGUGAGCGCGUGUGCGUGUGGUGGCCAUGUUUAACCGAUACAGUCGCAUGUUGGGAGAAAGUAAAGCAAAUAGAAAUGAGAAACGGUGAAAAGCGGUUCUCGAUUCGGACGAAUCGAGGUACGAAACCGGGACAGAGGCCACAACCGAGUUAGUGUAAAUUUUCGUUUAGAGUUGGAUAGACAUCUUGGGUUUUCGCGGGUUAGCUACCGAUAGUUCGCAGGUUAUUUUGCUAUUGCUAUUAUAAUUGUUGUGUGUUGUACGUGCAUGUGUGUGUAAGGAGGGAGGACUAUGAUCAUAAAUACGGCAAAGAAGGAGUAUCGACAAAAAAGGAACACGGUAGAGCGCGAGGGAAAAGGGAUCGGCUUUGAGUGAACAGUUUUUAGGUUCGUUGUUACAGUCCAUAUCCCUUCCUCGAUGGUGCAGAUGUCGAUGUGCAUAUAUUUAGAAGUCAUAAAUAGAAGCUAGUAGCUGAAUCGAAUAACAUAAUUGAUUUUUUAAAAUAUUUAAUUGGGAGUUAAAUGUUUCGUAUCUAUUAUUUGGUCAAUGAAAACGAGAUUGUAUCUUUAUGAACUAUGAGAUAGCAGAAGUGCUGUACACUUACAAUAGCUGACGUGAAAAUAGCUGUGAAAUUAGCCGAGCUUUUGCGUGCAACAAAGAAAUAAAGUCGAAGGUGAAAGUGUGGUCUACAUUGGAUAAAAUCUUAGGAAGCUCGUGAGAUAAGACCAAGGCUUAUCAGUACUGGGACGGGUGAUAAGAUGUUCCGCAACUGGCAGGCCGACAUAAACCUCUUCCAGCAUCGUAGUGGUGCCGAAGCGGAUGUGUACAAGAAACCGAACCGAUACUAUGGAGUGUAUUCUUCACAUACGGUUGCGUUGGAGCUACUGAAACCGCUAUGGCACUGUUAUCCAAUGGUGCUUCAUCAAUGCAGAUAACCCCACCGUCCGGCAGCUCGGCACCAGCAAAAAACGAGAACAACGUUGACUUCAACUCGAACGAUCAUAUUUUCUUCUCGAAUCUCUUCAGCGCUCUGCCACGCUGGGAUGCAUCGGGAAAGGUCAGCACAGGACCAGUCACCGUACCGCAAAGCAGUAACAACCAUACUAGUUUUAGUCAUAACACGUCGUUGGACAGAGAUAGUAUAAGCAUCUCAGAUGAUGUAUUAUUUUCGAACGUACUCGGGGCGAUUGGAACCUCCAACGGGAGUGCUCCAGGCAAUGAAAUUCUCGGUGCAAUAGGGACUCAGAUGACGCCAAGCACAUCGCCGCAAACGAACUCAUCUAAUGGGAGCGCUCAUUCGAUGGGAGCAGUUUGUGGCCGCUGUGAUACCCAUGCGAUCAGUCGCUGCCUGGAUUGCAAUGACGUACUAUGCGAAGAUUGUGCGCAUAUUCAUAAUAAAAAUACGUUCGCCAAAGAUCACUGUGUGAUCUCUAUCAACACGAUCUCACCGAUUGGGUCGGCUACAGGUGCACUAAGUAUUCCGUUGGGAAAUGAACCGCACUGUGAUGUACAUGGCGAGGUUCUACGUUAUCUGUGCGAAUCGUGUAAGAAAAUUGUUUGUCAAGAAUGUACUUUAUGGGACCACAAAGACCAUUCCUGUAUCCCAGUGUCCAAUGUUUCUCAAGGAGCAUCAGAAAAGAUUUUAUCGAUUUUAGAGAGUGGGAAGCUUGGGACCAAGUAUAUUAAAGCUAGUAUUGAUCGAGCUGUUACUUACUCACAGGCAGUAGAAAGAGAUGCCAUGGAAGCUUCCGCCAGAAUACGCAAAGCAAUGCGCCAUUUUAUAUUGGCUGCCGAAGAUAGAGAGCGUACAUUGUUAGAACGUGUUGACAAAUUCCGUCAGCAGAAAUUAACAUCACUCUCAGACCAAAUGGCAGGCUUGCGGGCGGCAUUGGCAGGACUUUCUCAAACAUCGGACAUGCUUUCUAAAGCACUGGAUUCAGUUAACGCUAUGAACAGUAUGGAUAUAGCAAAAACCUUAACAAGCGGUGAAAGUCAGAUGGAGCAAUUUGCCGCUAUGUACAAAAAUCUUCAACCAAAAGAGGAAUUUAUUACUUUUGUCCCACCUAACUUCGAAUUACUGCAAGAUAUAAGAAUGCAAGGUGACGUAAUGUUAGUAAAUCAACGAAGCAAUUCAAUAUCCAACGGUUCCAACGUAUGCAUCCAGCCACCAAGCGGUAACAUUUUAACUCGCCGUCCCAUUAUAAGAAGUACAACACCAGCUCAACGUCUUAACAGUAUCAAUCCAACGUCUUCGUGGGAACAGAUUCCAGCCACCAAAGCAGUUUUGGGAUCAUCUCCAACCUCGAUUGGAAUAGGGCCUAUACCGGGUAUGCCGAUACUGGGACAAUGCAUUCCAGGGUGUACAACGCACGUAUCAGCUAAACCGGCAGUUGGACCAAGCACGACCUUUGGAUUCGAUGGUCACGAAGAUGGUCAAGUAUCACGUCCAUGGGGUAUAGCUGUGGAUAAAGAUGGCCAUGUACUGGUAGCCGAUCGUCGAAAUAAUCGCGUGCAAGUGUUUUAUCCAGAUGGCACAUUUAAACUAAAAUUUGGUUCCAAGGGUACCGCAAAUGGACAAUUCGAUCUUCCAGCUGGUAUUUGCACUGAUGCUCAAAAUCGCAUCAUUGUUGUUGACAAAGACAACCAUCGAGUACAGAUAUUUUCACCAAACGGUCUAUUCUUACUGAAAUUUGGUAGUUAUGGUAAAGACUGCGGACAAUUCCAAUAUCCGUGGGAUGUGGCAGUGAAUGUUAAAGGAGAAAUACUGGUCACGGAUUCCAGAAAUCAUCGCAUCCAGUUAUUCAACUCGGAGGGACAGUUUAUUUCACGCUUUAGCUUCGAUGGCGUUAACCAUAGCCGUUAUUUGAAAGGAUUGACCACACCAAGAGGUGCAUGCUUCACACCGCAAGGCGAUGUAAUAAUUUCGGACUUUGAAAACCACCGAUUACUGCUGAUCGAUUCAACCCUAACAAAAGUACUUGCUGCUAAGGGCCACGAAGGUUCAGCAGUGCAUGAGUUUAGUCGUCCGUCGGGAAUAUGCUGCGACGAUGACGGUCGUGUGAUAGUUGCGGAUUCCAAAAAUCAAAGAGUGCUAAUCUUCUCUCCCCAGCUGGAGUUUCUUUGGGCUGUCGAGAUUCGCCCAUCGUCGCACAACCUGCUUACCGUGGGUAUGGAUGAGAAAGAUCGUCCCAGUGAUGUAGCCCUCUUGCCGGAUGGUCGUCUCGUGGUGAUGGUUGAAACAUCUCCAGAUGCUCGUGACCAGUGUAGUCCCCAAAAGACUUUUAUUCAAAUCUACUAGGAAAGCUAUUUGUGUUUUGUUCAAUUUCUACGUUUUUUUGCAACCGUUCGUUUUCGAACGAGUUCGUUUUAUUUUAAAUCUGUUUUAUUGUAUUAGACAAAUUUUACACGAAAGAUUAACGUUGCUACCUCUCGCAGAAACGUAAUUGUUUGCGUCAAAUGUUAAACACGAUUGAGCAAGCAUGCAUCCAUACACUUUUUAUACACUUUUUAUCACUAGACAAAGAACCAGUUUAUGUAGGUAAUCUCAAUAGUACAAGGACACGAGCAUGAGUGACUAAACCGUAGUACAAGUUAGUAUUUAACACGUUAUAAAGGGGAAAUGAGAGGCUACUAAUGGCUACUAAAGCUGUGGCCAAUAUAGAUUGAGCUCAAUUGCCUAACGAGCAGUUUCCAUAGCUAGAGAAAACGGUUUUCCGCAAAGACUUAGCAGCACAAAAGACUGAUGGGAAGAGUAAGCCAGUUGAUGUCAUGCAACUCAUUUUAAAACGCAAUUGUAUUUUGUCUAUUAUGGAUUGUAUAUUUUUGUUCUAGCCAGUUUUGAUACAUUGUUUCUGUUUCAAUUUUCUUUAUUUCUAAGAUUAUGACGACAACAGAUUUACUGAGACGAAAGCAAUUAACAGUUUAAUGUUAUUUAAGGUAGAUAUUUUCCAAGAAAAUCAUUAGUUUGCACGAUGCAGGCAUUUAAACCUUUAGUUUAAAACGUAUAUAGCUUUUAAAAUAGCCACUAAAAUGGACGCCGUUCACCUAAAAUGUAUGUUUUGCAGCUAGUGAACUAAAAUGUCAUUAUUUGAGUAUUAUGCCAAGCGAUUUGGUGAUUUAGUCUAAUUUUAAGCGAAAAAGUUUACUUAGUAAAACAUUGUGAGUAGAACCGUUGCAUGUACAAACAUGUCCCAGUCAAAAUUUUACGAAAAGUAAAAGAGCAUUCAAAAUGACUUAAUUUGAUUUAUCAUUCAUAUAGACCAUUAGUCUCAUUCAUCUACUUAGGGAUGAACAACUCCAACAAAUCGAACCAGUAAUACUGAAGCUACUUUAAGAAGCCUCCUUGCCGGCAUAGGCAUCACAACUAUUUCUCGCUAGGCAGGGGAGUUUUCUAAAAUUACCCAGUAGAUAAUAAAAAUAAUAAUAAAGCAAAAUCCGGCGUUUUACAAAAAGCCACUGUACUUGUGAUUUUGUACGCGAAACAAAGUGAAGCAGACAGUUUAAACUUAAAACGAAGAAGCAACGUGUAACGAAAGCGAAUUUGGAAAUGAAGCUAGUGCCAGUAGCGAGCAUAAGGAAUGCGAUUUUCUUUUAAAGGAAGAAGGAUGAUUCGAUUUUCAAUCGAUUUCAGGGCUGCGUGAAAUGUACCUAUGAAGAAUCCAAUUCGCUAUAAAACCAGAGAGGAGGAAAUCAAACAUGCAAGUGUUGCCAUAAAAUCUCAAAGACAAAGAAGACAUUGAAACAAAUAAACAUUUGAUAAUAUAUCAAAGAAGACAGGAUGAAAUGAUUUAGCUAUGCUAUGGCGAAGGGGAGAAGAGAAUGAUAUAUAACAGAUAUACAAGUAAUGUAGCUUAAAGUAAUGUUGCGUUUGAGAAAUGUAUGAUCCUCUUUAAUCAAAUUAAAUAAUGAUACACUCUGGGAAAGCCAGAUGAUCUGCGAUUUGCACUUUCCUGAUUAUUAUUUUUAAAAUAAUACAAAACAUAUUAGCGUAAUUUAUAUUUAGUGUAAAAUUUGAUAACCACCAUUCAGUAAGCUUAUUCGAAAUGUAUGUGUUCCCGUGCUUUGAUGUACGUCAUUGAAAUUCCAAAACUAUAUAAAUUAGUUAAAAUUGAAUCGAAUCCAGAGUAGUGAAACAAGCAUAAAUUCAGUGAGUGCUAAAAAUGGGUUCUUUACUAUUAGGUACAAAAAUCUUCUACCAAUCUAUUCGCAGAUUCGGUAAGAGUAAAUUCGAAAUGCAAUUGAAAUGCAAUUUAGAUGUUUAGUAAUGUAGCAGAGUUGUGGAAUCUACUGUGACUCUGAAAUGUUUGAAAUGAAAAGUAGCUCGAAAAUGAAUACAAAAGUUAACCAAAAGGGAAACACGAAACAUUAGUUUUAAGUUGACUGAUCGAAACCAGUAAGACUGAGAAGUUCGACUGAGGAUGGAAACGGAUGAUACAAAGAUAAUGAAAAAAUCUCCAAAAUUUUGUAACAUCAAAUUGUUCGUGUUCAUUGAAUUAGAAAUGCUGAAAUUCGAUAAGACUAAUUCGAGUAAUGAAAACAAUACUAAUACAAGCGCAUAAGGAGCAAUAUUAAAUUUAAUUGUGCUAAUUAUAUUUCACGGCUUUAUCUUGCAGUCAGUAUUUUGCGCAACAUAUUGGAACGAACAACAAACUGGUAAACAGAUCCGUAUCCUCACCGAAACCAAUAUACCCAAAGAAAAUAAGAAGUGACAUCGUAAUCCAUAGUUUAAACUAUACUCAAAACAAGCAAAAUACAUGUUCGGUCUGACCUGGAUGCAAGUUCCUGCUUGGAUAAAAAUAAUGACUCACAUUAUUAUGCUACUGAACAGCUAUAUUAUAAAGGUUUUAUUUUUUAUUUUCACUUUUUCUUUUUUAACUUAAGAUCGGCUUGAACUUUUGAAACGCCAACAUGUGUUCGACAAAGAAACGUAAAAAAAUACCCUUUGGGUAGUAUACUGUUUAGAUCAAAUAUACACGACAACGUAUGAUGCUAAAUAUAUAGGAAACGACACGAAAGUACAACAUUUUCUUCAAUAUCGCUGAAUCUAUACACGAAGAAAAGAGGAAUGAAAACUAUACAUAGACAAAUAUAAAAGAAAGCAAAGUUGUAUGAUGGCAAACAGUUACCAUGGAAGGAUAAAUUUUAUGAAUCUAUUUUAAAAUGUACAACCACAAAAAAAACAGCAAUUUUCUGGUGAAAACUCAGAAUCGCACUAUAUACACAUGGUAAUAAUAUACUCUACGAUAAUAAAUAAAUGGUUU
Malaya genurostris is the source of this 8851-nucleotide messenger RNA. It is a transcript of the gene wech, whose product is annotated as protein wech. The transcript is spliced from 7 exons. The coding region runs from base 3487 to 5889 and encodes 800 amino acids. NCBI's taxonomy places the organism in Eukaryota, Metazoa, Arthropoda, Insecta, Diptera, Culicidae. Gene Ontology annotation, molecular function: protein binding; ubiquitin protein ligase activity; zinc ion binding. Gene Ontology annotation, biological process: protein polyubiquitination; proteasome-mediated ubiquitin-dependent protein catabolic process. The record is from RefSeq and is a predicted model, not a curated record.